UGAACUUCCGCCCAAUCGGCCGCCUUUUUUGUGCUAACUUCCGGUUGUGGCGUUCGACUCAUCAUCGACGGACCUGCGUCAUUAUUGCACCUGUUUAUGUCCACUUUAAUAACGCACAACGGAGCUCCUUGAGGCCGACCAUGUGAGCGGUCUCAGCGAGCAUCCUGGGGCCCAUCAGCUCACAGAAGUCAUCGAAGUCGACAUGGCCCCCCCCUGCAGAAAGUCAGCACAUACAGGCUGCAAAGAAGACAGUUGUAGGUGGGAUCGGUGUAUUAGCAGCGGACUACAGCAACACAACAAGGAGGACUUUGUUGGAGAGCAGACGCGCUAGCCGGCGACCUCACCUUGACUUCCUACGUCCCGGGCCGCCAAACGCAUCGGGUGAAGUCCUUCGUCCUUCCGCCGAUCGCUGGAACGCAGCACAAGGAGGGAACACAUCGCUGGUUACAAGACGCCGUCGGACAGCAGGAUAUAAAAAAUCAAGAUUUUGCUGUAAAGACCUAUUUUCAAGCCACACAACAUCCCAGAUGAUCUAGCGAAAGCAGAAGGCUCACCGCCAAGGAAGAGACGAUGCGGGCGGAAAUGGAAAGGAAGGAAUCCAGGAUGAAAAUCUGGAGACAAAUGUGGCCAUGGACCGGCAGGCUGGUCCACUUUCACGUCCCCACCAUGGCAAAGUAGACCACUUCUUGCAAGAGGAUUGUGAUUCUUGAUCUGAACGGAAUUAUGUGAGCGUCCCAUCGCUCGGCAUUCCAGCACGAGUGGAAAUAUUACAUCCCCUUCAACAGCCCACAUGAGCGUCUCCAAACCGCCGCCGCCGUCCAACUCCCACCUGACCAUCCCUCCUUCCUCUUCCACCACGCCCUCGUCGUCCGCUUCCUCGCCCUCGGCCACACCCCACUCCUCGGCCCCGCCCCCUCCCUCGCCCGUCAAGAUUUCUAUGCAGGAGCACUUUGCCAUCAAUGUGUGUCCGGGCCCCAUCCUCCCCAUCCCGCAGAUCUCCGAUUUCUUCCCACGCUUCCACGACUACCCCUGCACGCCGCCGCCGCCGCGGGAGAAGAAGAUCCUGAAGGAGGAGACGUUCAACGGGGACAUGGGCCUCGGAUUCAGAGAUGGAGAGAAGCAAGCGGAGAGCAGCGCCGACCGAGAGGAGGCGGCCGACUCUGAUGACGACGACACCUACUUGGGGACGCUGGAGUUCACGCUGCUCUUUGACCAGGACAACAACUGUCUGCACUGCACCAUCCACAAGGCCAAGGGACUGAAAGCCAUGGACUCCAACGGGCUGGCUGAUCCAUACGUCAAGCUUCAUCUCCUGCCCGGGGCCAGCAAGGCCAACAAGUUACGCACCAAGACCCUGAAGAACACCCUCAACCCCGUGUGGAACGAGACCCUGGUCUAUCACGGAAUCACUGCGGCCGACAUGACCACCAAGACUCUCAGGCUGUGUGUGUGUGACAUGGACAGACUCGGCCGCAAUGAAUUCAUCGGCGAGGUGAGAGUGGCCCUGAAGAAGCUCCGAGAAGGAGACAACAAACGCUACAACAUGGGUCUGGAGAGAAUUGCACCCAAUAAAGAGUCCAACAAUCAAGCGGUGGAGCAGGGCGCUCCUACUGCAGAGGAGGAGCGUGGCCGGAUCCUGGUGUCGCUGUGCUACAACACGGAGAAGGGCUGCCUGCUGGUUGGCAUCAUACGCUGUGCCCAUCUGGCCGCCAUGGACUCUAACGGCUACUCUGACCCCUUUGUCAAAAUCAUCCUGCAGCCUGACAUGGGGAAGAAGUCCAAAUACAAGACGACGGUGAAGAAAAAGACUCUCAACCCUGAGUUUAACGAGGAGUUUUCCUACGAGGUGACGCUGGACCAGCUGGCCAAGAAAACCCUGGAGAUCUCAGUGUGGGACUACGACCUGGGCAUGAGCAACGACUUCAUAGUGGAGAGGGAUUCUGUUUGCCGUGGACUGUGUGUGACGCCCUAUUUUUGUUUUUUUUUUCCAAAAAAAGGUAUGUCUGUUAUGAGUUUUUUUGGCAUAGUUUAUUGUAUAAAAAAUAUAAAAAGAAUUGAUGUGGGUGGGAAAGAUGAGGUGUAUUGCUGCACAUUUAAGGAUAAUUUUCCUUACUAUAUAUUGUUAUUUGCUGAAGUAUAUAUUUUAUAUACUGUGUUUUAUUUAAUUAAUUUAUUUGAGACUAUUAUGUUUUUUUUACCUUUAUUAUUGUUAUAAUUAUUGUUAUUUCCAUUUCCACGUUUAAACAUAUAUAAUUGAUUUGAGUGAGCACUGACGCUCGGAGCUGUGGAGAGAGAUUCCGUUUGCCGUGGACUGUGUGUGACGCCCUGUUUUUGUUUUUUUCUAAAAAAAAAGGUGAAUAAAUCCCCGUGAUUCAACUCCGGUGUGUGUGCCUCACUAAGAAAAUACACAACGCAGAACACUGACU
Messenger RNA from Entelurus aequoreus (snake pipefish), 2426 nucleotides. It is a transcript of the gene doc2g, whose product is annotated as double C2-like domains, delta. Lineage: Eukaryota; Metazoa; Chordata; Actinopteri; Syngnathiformes; Syngnathidae. The transcript has 16 exons. The coding region runs from base 791 to 2215 and encodes 474 amino acids. Gene Ontology annotation, cellular component: membrane. The record is from RefSeq and is a predicted model, not a curated record.